This is a messenger RNA of Scheffersomyces coipomensis, 1386 nucleotides long. RefSeq lists its product as uncharacterized. The record is from RefSeq and is a predicted model, not a curated record. The coding region runs from base 126 to 1286 and encodes 386 amino acids. Lineage: Eukaryota; Fungi; Ascomycota; Pichiomycetes; Serinales; Debaryomycetaceae. The transcript has a single exon.
ACAUUUUAUAGCCACAAACACAUCAUCAUACAUUAACUAUAUAUAUAAAGACAACUAACUAUCUCUAUUUACGUUUUAUUUCAUAUUUUUCAUAUUUUUCAUUCUUUAUCCAUACCAUCCAUAUCAUGAAUACUUCAACUACUUUUCCAACUUCUAAUCCUAAUCCAACUUCUACUCCUUCAUCCUCAUCCAAUACCAAUACAAACUCAUCGUUUAAAUCUCCUUAUACCACCAAUUCAAGAUCUUCUCCACAAAAUAGGUCUCAAAAUUUGAAUUCCCCUCAUUUCAAUCCUCAUCAACAACAACAAUCAAAUAAUAAUAACAUUCAAACUAUACCUCCUAUAUCUCCUAGAAAUAGUAUCGUUACAAGUCAUUUACAUGAUUUACGUACUGGUGCAGUUCCUUCAUCUCUGACUUUUAAUAAUUAUACCACUUCAUUAUCUUCUUCAAGUCAAAGAUCUCCUACUUUUAGUCAUCGAAGUUUACUGAUUCCUUCUCAACCACCUCAACAACAACAACAACAACAAUCUCCUUUAAUGGCUAGUAACAACAGUACUAAUAAUGUCGGUCCCCGAUCUUCCUCCUAUUCAUCUCCAUCUGAUUCAACUUCUCCUUCUUUUCAACAUCCCAUUCCUCAAUCUUAUAAUAAUGAACAUAUUAUAGAUUUAAUGGAAAGAGAACAAGAUGCUAUAGUUUUGAAAUUAAUGAAAGAAAUUGAAUAUUUAAAACAAGAAAAUAAAUAUUUAAAAGGUAGUAAUAGUAGUAAUUCAUCUGGUUCCAUAAGUAAUGGAAGUAAUAAUAUUAACCCUAAUAAUACCAAUGGAUCAAUUUCAAAUUCAAAUGGUUCAUCUAUAAGUAGUAUUAGUUCUACUUCAUCAUCAAGUAUGAAUAAUAAUUUAACUCCUACUACAUCAUUAAUAAGUCCAACUUCAUCAUUUUCAUUAGCUGUUCCAACUCAUCGUCGUUCAUCUUCAUUAUCAAGAAGUUCAUCUAUAAAUAAUAAUACUAAUAAAAGAAAUGGAUCAUUAUUUGGUAAUUAUAGUUUUAAUCAAGCAUCAUCAAAUAAUAAUAAUAAUAAUAAUAAUAAUACAACUCCAACUACAGUUCCAACCAUCACAACUACUAAUUCUACCGAUAAUAUGGAUAUUGAUUCAACAAAUACUGCUACAACCAUAACUAAAAAAUAUAAAUUAACUGAUUAUGAUAAAAUUAUAGAAGAAAAUAACAAUUUAAAAAAGGAAAUUAGAAAUUUAAAAUUACAAUUAGACGAUGUUAAAAGAAAGUAAAGUAAUUGAUUAUAUGAUUUAACAUACAGUUUUGGUCCUUCCUUUCAUUUGAUUUCUUUCCCCCAAUUUACACGAUUCAUAAAGUCUUGUUGAUAGUGGG